ACGCUUCUGCAAUCUCGAUCCUUAAGCUUACCGUUUACACGCUAAGCCGCCAUUGACGAACUCGCCGCGCCUUCAAAAGUCCCCCACGACCCUCCUCCCACUCACACCGCUUCCGUCCUUUCUAUCCUGGCGGAUCCCUCUGCGUCGCCCAGAUGCUGACGUGCAUCGCCUGCUCGAAGCAGCUUGGCGGCGGCCACGGCCGCGAGGACGACGACGUCACCAUUGGCGCCGCGACGCCCAGCGCAGGUCGGGGCAUUAAAGACCUCACUGCCCAGAUUAAGGAGAUGGCGUUAAAGGCGACGGGGGCGUAUCGGCACUGCAAGCCGUGUGGGGGGGCGCCGGAGGACGGGCUGCGCCACCUCCACGGGGACUACGCUUGCUCGGAGGCGGCGUCGGGAUCGGACUGGAGGACCAUCGGCAGCGCUGCGUGGACUCCGAGGACUGCGACGUCCCCGAUGAUGGGGCGGGAGCUGAAGGAGAUCUCCAGCGGCGAGAGGACUCCGUCAGUGAGCGGCUGGACGGAGGCCUCGUCGGCGGUGGCGUCGACGUUCCCGGAGGACGGCGAAGAGGAGGAGCCCAAGGAGUGGGUGGCCCAGGUGGAGCCCGGGAUUCUGAUCACCUUCCUCUCGCUCCCCCACGGCGGCAACGACCUGAAGAGGAUCCGGUUCAGCCGAGAGAUGUUUAGCAAGUGGCAAGCCCAGAGGUGGUGGGCAGAAAACUAUGACAAGGUCGUGGAGCUGUACAAUGUCCGUAGAUUCAAUCGCCACGCCAUGCCUCUUCCGACACCACCAAGAUCUGAGGAUGAGAGCUCAAAGGACAGCCCGGUGACACCACCACUCAGCAAAGAGCGGCUGCCUCGCAACCUCUACUUAACCGGUGACGCUGGGAUGGGUUACUCAUCAUCUGAUUCUCUCGAACAACAUUCAAGUUACAAAUACCAUGGCCAUCACCACACACGCCAUGCAUGCCACUACUAUGACUCUGGUGGCCUCACGUCAACCCCGAAGCUGUCGAGCAUCAGCGGGUCAAAAACAGAAACAUCGUCCAUGAAUGCUUCACGGAGGACGAGCUCAUCCGCUGAGGAGUUGGAUCGAUAUGGGGAGCUCUCGGCAUCAGUUAGCAAUGCUAGUGAUUUAGAGAGGGAAUGGGUGGAAGAGGAUGAACCUGGUGUCUACAUCACAAUUCGCGAGUUACCUCGAGGUAUCAGGGAACUUCGCCGUGUCCGAUUCAGCCGGGAGAGGUUCGGAGAGAUGCACGCGAGGUUAUGGUGGGAGGAGAACCGUGCAAGGAUACAAGAACAGUAUCUUCGAUAACAAAGCAAGCAGAUAAACAUACAGCUGUUCUUUGCUCCAGUUUGCAACUUAGUUGUCAUUAGAACUUGCUAUAUUUGAAGUUGUGUGAUUAAAUAUGCAGGAGGAUUGUUUGCGAGUAUACUUGCGCAAAGUUGGCUCGAGAUGGCUGUCAGUGUAUUUUGAUGGGUGGAUCAGUAACUAAGAACAUUGUAUUACAGCAGAACCCUUGGACGUCUUGAGCUCGCUCAAGCAAUAGCUUCAACUAAUAGCCAGAGGAGUCACCCUCCGAAUCCGUAUCAUGUCUGAAAGAGAAUAUUGACUUGGAUGGCAUGCAGCGGUCACCUUCGAAGACGACGCGGUCGCCGAUGAUCUCAGGAGCGACUACUUUUUCCUUCUUACCCACAGUCGUGGAUACGUUGCCGGUGAUGUGGCACUUGAUUCGGCGUCCGAAAUGACAACCGUCGGAUGCUGUCACUGUGCCCCAAGUAAGCGCGGGACCCACACGAUUACGUGGUCAACACGCAUCGACACAGGCUCGGUGUCUCGCAGCGCAGCACGUAACCUCCUCUUAGCGGUUGUAAGCAUGUUAGUCCAUGGAAUGAAGUAACACGCCAGACCUACACCUGGCAGUUACACGUCCAAACCUGGAUCAAACCGUUCCACUUUUUCCCGCACCUCUUCCUCACACACGCCGCAACACCUGACCCUUUUCACCCGGUAACCUUGCGUUCCUUUUUUGCCUAUUUGAUCAGGUUGUUUUCAUAUAUAUAUCCUUACACGAUUUGGAAAUA
Messenger RNA from Musa acuminata subsp. malaccensis (wild Malaysian banana), 2083 nucleotides. Its product is annotated as protein Brevis radix-like 1. The record is from RefSeq and is a predicted model, not a curated record. Lineage: Eukaryota; Viridiplantae; Streptophyta; Magnoliopsida; Zingiberales; Musaceae.